Molecule: messenger RNA, 3038 nt
Organism: Pocillopora damicornis (cauliflower coral)
Lineage: Eukaryota; Metazoa; Cnidaria; Anthozoa; Scleractinia; Pocilloporidae
Source: RefSeq, a predicted model, not a curated record
AGUAAGUAACUGUAAAUCGAAAGUUUAAGAAUAUUAUCGCUGUCCUGUAGAACCCGGAAGUAUCGGUGGAAAAAUGUCUCUACAUGUCAUGUGCCUCUCUCUACUAUACGUUUACCCCUUCAUACAUUUCUUAACUGCCGAGCGGGAUGUUGACUGCAGACUUUUACCCACUGAUAAGGAUAUUUCCACGGAAUUUCGCCUCCAAGCAUCCGGAAAACGUGUGAAAAUGGUUUAUUUGAAUUUGAAGAUUGGAAACGGAAGCUACCAUCCAUUGGAGUUAGCGGACGAAUUUCUUCCAGAAAGAUGGGUUUGGGCAAAGUCAAUCAAGGAACAUAUGCUUUCUCUGCCCGAAAAUUAUGAUGUUUUAUCACUGAGAUUGUUAAAGUAUCAGGUGACAAGUCUGGACGUGCAUUUGGCGGAUAAACCAACAGGAUGUGUAGCGAGUUUGAACUCAUCCAGCCAAAACAUGGCUAUUGGAAAAAUGCUGUUAGAAUAUGUAACCGUUGAGACAAAAAACUCUAGUGAUUUACAGUCACAAGUAGUCUGUGUGAGAAUGAUAAAGGUCAUAAAGGGUGCAGGAGAUAAAUAUCUUGAGUAUCAGUGCUGUAGAAUAUCGCCUAACAAUCUUGAAUUUCAUCAGGUCCUGUGUGAUCAAACUGUUAGCAUGAGCCACUGGACAGAGCUGCUCGAAACCAUUCUUACUCUCAUUGCUAUUUUCUUGGUCCUUUUUUUUCCGGCGUUUCCAUUGGCACUGCCAGAUUAUAUAUUUAGCCUUCAGCGAGAGUGUGACAAGGCCGAAUAUCGCCCUACGGAAGACACAGGUCCACACGCUGAUCGUUUGCAUCACACAAGAAAUGAAUACGUUGAAAUCAAUCAGGAUGAUGAGGAGGACGAUGGAAUUGCCGUGGAUGAUGCCACUCCGUUGACUAUUUCAACUCUUUUAUUUCAAGUUGUUCAACGACUGCCCGACUCGAGGUUCUCGUUCAACCUUAAGUUAGCUUUUAUGCUCGUCUUUCUUUGUCCACUUACUAUCUACGUUCAGUUGGGGCUCACUUUAGCGUUAAACAAAAGACACGUGGAUGAAACCUUAAGGAAAAAAGUAGACCGUGGUUUAUUUAAUUCCGUCCCAUUCAUUGCCGGUUCAAUAUGUGUGUAUCUUUUGCUUGUUUUGUUUUUAAGACCGAAAGAUUUAUUACUAUCAAAUCAGAUUACAAGGCUUUGUUUCUGCGGUAGAGUAUCUAAGGUGCUUCGCGUUUCUUUACUAGAUAUCGAACGAAACUCAGUGGGAGAUGAAAUACGUGUUCAUUUGAACUUACUGAAAUAUGGAGUCUAUAAUUUGGUGUCGAUUUUUAGAAAUUGGUUUCUACGUAAGUUAAAAACGCUGUUUAGUACCUUCACGUGUUCGAUAACAAUGAGUAAGCGUAAAGUUUCCCGAAUGAGGAGUGCACUUUGUGUUGUCUGGGUCAUAGUCUCUUUUUUUCUUAUACUACUUUUGGCCAUUUUUAGUGAAGUAUUCUUCAUCUUCCUCUGUCUUGUUAUGCAAGUUUACUUUCUAUUUUUUUUGACAUGGCAUAGACCGACCAGAGUUUUUGGCGAAUACCGUGUUUUGAAGAGGGUAACUGGAGUUUUUACAAUUGGGUUUUUGCUCACGUGCUCUGGUGUAAUUUUACGUUUGACCAUAACUUUGUUGACCUCUUCUUUUAUAUUUUUUACCAAUACUGUAGCGUAUACUACCAUGGGAAUCGCCCUAAACGCAAAUAAUGUAACGCCAUAUGCAGCUUUCGUCCUUGUAAUUAUUACAAACAUUUAUCUCUGUUACGCUAAUUUUCAGAACAGGUACAAAGAGGUCAAGGGGAUGAUAUCAACAUGUCGACGGGAAUUACAUAAGAAUACCGGAAGCUUUCAUUCCAACGUCACAAUUCCGACCAGGCUUUAUUGGUUUGUGUGCAGCAGAGUUUUGCCAGUUAAAUCUGAAAUUUGUCGCAUGCUUCGCAAUAUGGCUUUUAUUUUGAUAUUUUUGUUUUUAGUGGUAUAUUCAAUUGCUUUUUACGGAAGUGAAAAUAACGUUUCCGCUAUUUUCUCCGUCAUCGCCGUAGUUCUCACUGGGGUUCUUCCAGCAUUACUAUUAAAACUUUUAACUGAGGGAAAAUCAUUCAAAGGCUUGGAAAGAGUAAGCUUGGAAAGAAAAAUUCACUCUGCAGUGGAACAGUUCUACCCAGAGUCAAGAAAUGAAAAUACAAUUAUUAGUGACAGAGUGAAUAAACAAAGUACAGAUGUUGAACAAGUGUAAGCAGUAUUUUGAGGGAAAAAAAGUAAGUCAAGCGCGCUUUGUGCUUUGGUAAUACUCUUGUAUAUACGCUUUAACUCAAGAUGUAAAUGAAACUUGCUCCGGUUUGGAAUAGAUAUGAUUAUUACUACAAAUUUCUUGGCUUAGCCUGAAAAUUUGACCUAAUUCCUAGUUGUAAGAAUUAACAUCCCUUCCCACCAUACAAGGAGUUAAAGGGUUGAAUUAUUACACUGUAUGAUUCUUUUUAUUAACUUUUUUAUAACCUAUAGGAUUUUCCUUAUGUACAUAUAACACACAAUUGCCUACGAUAUUGAACUUUUAACCAUUUUUCUCAUCAAAUUGGGUUAUGUUUUCCCUUAUUUUUUUUUCAUGAUUUUAUUUUAGUUUAUUUGACAAAAUCAUUUCACCCAAAUGAGGUAGAGUUGUAACUGGAUCCCACUGAUGGUUUUUCUCUUAUAAUACCAACAAUACAGUUCAACAUUGGAACUGUAGGAUAUUAUUAUGGCUUUACAAAAAUAUUAAAUAAUCAUAUGUAAAAAAUGAUAUACUGAUAUAUUAAAUUUCAUUGUAUCUGCUGCAAUAAAUGUAGAAUUCGUAAUGUUGAGGAUAAUAACAAAUUUAGUAUUAAGGGGACUACUUUACUUCAAGAGGUUAACUUUAAUUGGAUCUAAGAAGCAUAUUACCCUGUUAAUACUACAUGUAUCAUUGUAGUUAAUUUUUUUUGGAAAUAAAGCAAGUAUGUUACAAUGUA